Messenger RNA from Saimiri boliviensis boliviensis (Bolivian squirrel monkey), 936 nucleotides. It is a transcript of the gene OR1N1, whose product is annotated as olfactory receptor family 1 subfamily N member 1. The record is from RefSeq and is a predicted model, not a curated record. Gene Ontology annotation, cellular component: membrane. Gene Ontology annotation, molecular function: G protein-coupled receptor activity; olfactory receptor activity. Lineage: Eukaryota; Metazoa; Chordata; Mammalia; Primates; Cebidae. Gene Ontology annotation, biological process: G protein-coupled receptor signaling pathway.
AUGGAAAACCAGUCCAGCGUUUCUGAAUUUUUCCUCCGAGGAAUAUCAGUGUCUCCAGAGCAACAGUCUCUCUUCGGAAUUUUCCUGUGUGUAUAUCUUGUCACCUUGACUGGGAACCUGCUCAUCAUCCUGGCCAUUGGCUCUGACCUGCACCUCCACACCCCCAUGUGCUUUUUCUUGGCCAACCUGUCUUUUGUUGACAUGGGUUUAACCUCCUCCACAGUUUCCAAGAUGCUGGUGAAUGUACAGACGCGGCAUCACACCAUCUCCUACACGGGUUGCCUCACGCAAAUGUAUUUCUUUCUGAUGUUUGGUGAUCUGGACAGCUUCUUCCUGGCUGCCAUGGCGUAUGACCGCUAUGUGGCCAUUUGCCACCCCCUCUACUACUCCACAGUCAUGAGCCCCCAAGUCUGUGCCCUAAUCCUCGUGUUGUGCUGGGUCCUCACCAACGUUGUUGCCUUGACCCACACACUCCUCAUGGCUCGACUGUCCUUCUGUGUGACUGGGGAAAUUGCUCACUUUUUCUGUGACAUCACUCCUGUCCUGAAGCUAUCAUGUUCUGACACCCACAUCAAUGAGAUGAUGGUUUUUGUCUUGGGAGGCACAGUACUCAUCAUCCCCUUUCUAUGCAUUGUCACCUCCUACAUCUACAUUGUGCCUGCUAUUCUGAGGGUCCGAACCCAUGGUGGGGCGGGCAAGGCCUUUUCCACCUGCAGUUCCCACCUCUGCAUUGUUUGUGUGUUCUAUGGGACCCUCUUCAGUGCCUACCUGUGUCCUCCCUCUAUCGCCUCUGAAGAUAAGGACAUUGCAACAGCUGCAAUGUAUACCAUAGUGACUCCCACGUUGAACCCUUUUAUCUAUAGCCUAAGGAAUAAGGACAUGAAGAGGGCCCUCAAGAGGCUCUUCAGUCAGAGGAAAAUUUUUGCUCUUAGAUAG